Molecule: messenger RNA, 2331 nt
Organism: Erythranthe guttata (spotted monkey flower)
Lineage: Eukaryota; Viridiplantae; Streptophyta; Magnoliopsida; Lamiales; Phrymaceae
Product: O-fucosyltransferase family protein
Source: RefSeq, a predicted model, not a curated record
AGAUAGUAACUUUUUUCCAUAGAUUUGGAAGCCAACAACCUUUAACUUCCCCACUACCCCCACAUUCAUUAAUCCCCCUUCAUUUGUCCCGUGUUUCUGACCACCACCACACACACACACACACACACACACUGCCGUAUCAACAGUAUAGCAGUAAAUACUUUGUCACUUGUGUACAGAAAAACCGAAAUUCACAGACCCCAUUUAGAAAUUUUGCCUUUUUUCUCUUCAUUUGAUGCCAAAGAUCUGACCUUUUUUCCUAAUCUCGAUGUUCUCAACGAUCAACAAGAAAAAAAAGAGAAACCCGUCUUUUUGUUUUGUCUCUCUAUUGUAUAAUUAAGGUUACGAAAAUUCAAGAAUUAUGCAUGGGCUUAGCCGCCUGAGCAACGGGGCGAGCUCUGUUUCCCCGCCGUCCUCCCCCCGCCACCGUGUCAGCCGCGGCAAGGGCACCACCUCCCCCGCCGGUGGAUGCGACGGUGGCGCGAAGAAUUUCCGCGGCGGCGGGGUAGGGAGGGUGGAGAUGAAGAAUGUGGCGGAGAGGUUCCGGUAUUUCUUGAUCUCGGCAUUGUACAGGAAAAGAGGGGUGCUUUUGUUUGCUCCGUUGUUGUAUAUAGCUGGGAUGCUUAUGUAUAUGGGUACAAUGGGGUUUAAUGCUAUGAGUAGUGUCGGCGGCGGCGAUGCGGUGGGGCCCGGUUCCGUGUACCGGAGCCCCGAGGUUUUCGAGAAGCUCUGGCCUUUUAUGGAGGCUGAAAGCGGCAACCGAACCUCUAAUUUGUUAUCGAAUGUUUGGAAUCCAAAGAUGAAACAAGGUUGGAAGCCUUGUAUCAAACAGACUGUUUCCCAAUCAGAGUUGUCGCAGUCAAACGGCUUCCUGAUAAUCGAAGCGAAUGGAGGGUUGAACCAACAAAGGAUUUCGAUAUGUGAUGCAGUGGCGGUAGCGGGUUUGCUGAAUGCUACACUUGUUAUCCCAAUAUUUCAUUUGAAUAGCGUCUGGCAAGAUUCGAGCAAAUUUGGCGAUAUUUUUGACGAGGAGUUCUUCAUUUACGCGCUCAGAAACCAUGUUAAUGUAAUUAGAAAGCUUCCGGAAGAAAUACUCGAGCAGUACGAUAAUAAUAUAAGCAACAUAGUGAAUUUGAGAGUAAAAGCAUGGUCAAGCCCAUCAUACUAUCUUCAAAAGGUUCUACCGAAGUUGCUCGAGUGGAAGGCUGUACGGAUUGCGCCUUUCUCCAACAGACUGGCCCACGCAGUUCCACCGCAUCUCCAAGGCCUUCGAUGCCUAUGCAAUUUCGAAGCACUUAGAUUUUCCGAACCAAUACGAAUGCUUGCUGCUAAGAUGGUUGAUCGAAUGGUCACAAAUAGUUCUAAAAGUGGGGGCAGAUACGUGUCCGUUCAUCUCCGGUUCGAAGAGGACAUGGUUGCAUUUUCUUGCUGCAUAUACGAUGGGGGUGAAGAAGAAAAACAUGACAUGGAUAUUGUUCGAGAAAGAAGUUGGAGGGGAAAAUUUCGGAGGAGAGGUAGAGUAAUUAGGCCAGGUGCUAAUCGUGUGGACGGAAAAUGCCCUCUAACCCCCUUGGAGGUGGGAAUGAUGCUUAGAGGAAUGGGAUUUGAUAACACCACCUCUCUUUACGUUGCGGCCGGAAAAAUUUACAAAGUCGAAAAACAUAUGGCUCCACUAAAGCAGAUGUUUCCAGGUUUAGAAACGAAGGACACACUAGCUUCGAUUGAAGAGCUUGCUCCGUUUACGGGACAUUCGUCUAGGUUGGCAGCUCUCGACUAUACGGUUUGCCUACACAGUGAAGUUUUCGUUACAACUCAAGGGGGUAAUUUCCCCCAUUUCUUGGUAGGACACAGACGGUAUUUCUACGAAGGUCACUCCAAAACUAUAAAACCAGAUAAGAGGAAGUUAGCUCAGUUAUUCGAUAAACCGAGUAUAAGGUGGCAAGAUUUUAAACGACAAUUGCAGGAUAUGCUUCACCAUAACGACGUGAAGGGGAUUGAGCUGAGAAAAUCGAGCAGCUCGCUUUACAUGUACCCUAUGCCAGAUUGUAUGUGCAGAAAAACGGAUGCUAAAGUCGAGUACAGCAACACGACCAAAACUACGUAGCUUUGAGGAAGAAAAGACAGUUUUUUUUAUAGGGGCUCGUAUAGUCAGUUGUUAACAACAAUUCAUAUAGCAAUUUAUAUAAUAUAACCGGUAUAGCUGUAAAUCGAUAUAUACAUAUAUAUCAUAAAAAUCAAUUCUUUUCCCCUCUUCUUUUGAAAAACAGUUUACAGCUUUGUAAUGGAUACAGUUCUUCUGUUUGGUAAUGAAAAUCAUUCUUUAUAUAUUCA